AUGGAUAAGAUCAGGGAGCGCAUGGUCGCCCUCCGCGCCGAGGCUGACGAGGCUCACGAGCUCGUCGAUGAGCUCAAGGCCAAGGUCAAGACGUUGGAACAGGAGAAUUUGUCCAAGGAACAAGAAAUCACAUCCCUCAAUCACCGUAAUCAGCUUCUAGAGGAAGAGGUUGAGAAGGCAGAGGCCGCCCUCAAGGAGGCUAAGGAUUCUGCCAGCCAGAGCCUCCAGCACGACACUCAAAACGAGGCCCUUCAGCGACGAGUGCAGCUCCUUGAGGAGGAGGCUGAGGAGAAUGACAAGACUCUGCGGGAAACAAACGAGAAGCUCCGCCAAACCGACAUCAAGGCCGGGCACUACGAGCGGAAGGUGCAGGCACUCGAGGACCAACAUGCCAAGCUCGAGCAAAGAUAUGAGGAUGCGAUCAAGGAACACAGCGCUGUGAAGAAGGAGCUCGACGACCUUGCAUCCCAGAUGGCCGACAUCUAA
Penicillium griseofulvum is the source of this 486-nucleotide messenger RNA. Its product is annotated as tropomyosin. The transcript is spliced from 3 exons. The record is from RefSeq and is a predicted model, not a curated record. NCBI's taxonomy places the organism in Eukaryota, Fungi, Ascomycota, Eurotiomycetes, Eurotiales, Aspergillaceae. Bases 1 to 486 code for a protein of 161 amino acids.